Molecule: messenger RNA, 339 nt
Organism: Aspergillus fumigatus Af293
Lineage: Eukaryota; Fungi; Ascomycota; Eurotiomycetes; Eurotiales; Aspergillaceae
Source: RefSeq, a predicted model, not a curated record
AUGCAACUGCUUCAAGCUCGCGGUCACCAUGCUCAUGCUAAUACAAAAGCAGUUGGUGUAGAAUUUUUCAAUGAUAUUCUCAUUCCCCCGGAUCUUCUGUUGGAUGGCGCUCGAUUUGACAUUGCCGAUCAGGUGUGGGUUUGGGAAAAUGAAGAUGGCUCAACCUUCUACUUCGACAUAGGAGAAAUUGUCCGUUUCAGAGUUGAGAUGGAGGAAUGGCAUGAUCAGAUUCCUAAUGCCCCAGAUCUAGGAGACGGCACAACCAUUGAACGAAAGCCCCCCUACUCCAUCAUAGGUUCGAUGCAAAUGGCAGGUUUGGGACCCGUGUCCUGGUGGUGA